AUUCACGGCUAACUGUGUGUAUGUGUGCAUUGAGCAUAGCAUCGUUUUGUAUUGGUCUCCACUGGAUUUGCGUUAUAUGAAAAGUCAUUGUGCGGUUUUUAUUUGUUUUUUUUUUGUACCGCAAACGGCAUCGUUCAAUGCCCACUACAAAUGUGAACCAUUUUUUAUCGCAGAUCGAAAUCGCCCGUGAAAAUGACGCACUUAAAAUUACGAAUCAUUCGUUUGAAAACAUGUUCAAUCAGGUUUUGGUCGAUUCGAUGUAUAUUUAAUUUUUUUUUUUGAUUGAAAUACUCUUUCAUUAUGAUGCAAUAUGAAAUAGGGGAAUAUCUAGGUUGUGUUGCUUGUUUAUCGAAUUUCGAGCUAAAUUCAUAGAUUAUACGGAUUUGCAGUGGCGUCAACAUUACGACCACUGCAUUUAAUGAAAGUGUCAAAUCGUUUUUUUUCCCACCACCAUCAGCAAAAACAACAACUACUAUCAAUAAUAAAUAAAUUUCAUUGUGUGACACAAUCAACGAUUGCAGCACUUUGAACUUCACCACGGACUUUCGUUUUCUGCUCUUCGUAUUGAAGUAGUUGAAUUAAAACCAAACACAAGUGAUAUCAGCUUAAGCAACCUUUUGGAAUCGCAUUUAGUCAAUACGAAUUUGGACUUGAUCCAAUUUAUUGCAUGUGAAAUUGAUUUGCAAAGAAAUGGCCGACAAUAGUGUGAAGCCGGCAUGUAAGUACGGCAUAAAAUGCUAUCGACAGAAUCAAGCGCAUAAAGAUCAGUUUAGCCAUCCACCGAAAGACCGACCAAAGGAUGAUGAUGACGAUCGUAGAUCGAAAAGUCCACAACCACCGGCCAAAAAGCAAAAGCCAUCAACACCAUCGCCGCCAGAAAGUGACAGCGAUGCUGAUGACGAAAAACGUAGCGACGGCGUCAAUGAAACGAAAAGCAAAAGUGAUGAUGAGAAUCGCAGUGAAGAUGAAGACAAAGAGGGUAGCGAAAAUGAUGAAGAAGAGGAUAGCAAAAGCGAAAAGAACGAUGCAGUUGCCGAAAUCGAAUCCAAUAGCAAUGGAAGCAAUGGCUCGUCGAAGAAUGACACUGCCACCGAUGAAGCAACAGAUGAACCAAGUUCAACGACCGCUGAACCAGUUGGUGUCAGAUGUUCAGAGUUUAUCAAAGAGAAUUUCGAUAAAGGACCACAUGCACAACGUGCCGAACACAAAAAAUUACUUGAAUCGCCAGCUGAUUUUAUCAGCUCAAAAUUUUUGGUUAAGAUGCCCAAUGAUUUUUAUGCGUUUUGGGAAUUUUGCGAAGCCGAAUCCAAAAACAAUGCAAAACCAGAAGCUCUGUUCAAGAAAUUUGGGUUGAGCUUGGUCGGGCCAUUCGAUGUUUUAGCCAAAAAAUUCGACAAUGUUGAUCCAUUCGAACCGGGAGACUAUUUACGACACUGGCGCUUUUAUUAUGACCCACCCGAAUUUCAAACAUUGUUGGUGAAGGACAAAUCUGGUAUUCACUAUGGCUACUGGCGAGAUGAACCAAGUGGCGAGUGCUUGAUUGCCCGAAAUGAUGCCACAAAAAAUUGUGAAUUCGAUUUCAUUGCUGAUAAUAUGUUUGGUGCCGUUCUUUAUAUUCUAGAGAAAGACAUCCGGUUGAGUCCAUUCAAUCGUCCAGCCGCAUUGGCAUUGAAAAAAUCCAUCGAAAACUUUGCACACCGUAAACAAAUACCACUAAAAACAUUCUCGGCCAAGCUUAAGGCACGAAAUCUGAAAACGGUUUGUAAAACGUUCCACAAAGCUGGAUUAGCAGUUCCAUACAAUCGCAAAACCGAAGUUGGAUACCGACAGCUUGGUGAAAGUGAUGCCAAUCUCAAGAAAAUCCUCAGCAAAUUCACGGAAGCCAAAGGCGAUAAAACUCUAAUCACAGCUGCAAUGGAUAAGCUGCAGCCAUUGAUCACUGCUGCCAACAUAGCAUGCGAUGAAAGUGAUUUUGGCACAGCUGUCGAACUUGGAACUGAUUUAUUCUGCUUUGGUGAACCGGAGCUGCAUUCUGAUGCUCUGCAGUUACUUGUUACUGGCUACAAAUUGGUCAAUAAACCGCAAUUCAUUGCCAUAAUCAAGGCGCAUCUUGAGAAUCGUACCAAAGGUUAUACAGGUUUAUCAAUUUUGGAUUCGGUUAAACGCUCCGAUGUUCCGGAUUCAACAAAAUAAUCGCUUCAAAAGCCUCUGUUUCAUAAAACUCAACUUUCAAUCAUUUGUUAUUCAUUCUAAUAUCUCGAAACAUGGAAAGUUUCCCUCGGAAACACGUGAGCAAAUAAAUUUAUAAAUUUUUCUACCGAUGUCCGGUGUUUUAAAUUCAAUGUUUGUUUUUGUUUCAAAUAUGUCAUUUGUCAUGGUUUGACAUUUAUAGAGGGUGGCGCCCUCUACACCGAAGUGUCAUUUUCAAUGUAUACAUGUACUUGAAGCGUUUGUAGAAUAAAUAUGAAUUGUCAAAAUCUAA
Sitodiplosis mosellana (orange wheat blossom midge) is the source of this 2482-nucleotide messenger RNA. RefSeq names its product histone PARylation factor 1-like (gene Hpf1). The record is from RefSeq and is a predicted model, not a curated record. Gene Ontology annotation, cellular component: nucleus. NCBI's taxonomy places the organism in Eukaryota, Metazoa, Arthropoda, Insecta, Diptera, Cecidomyiidae. The transcript is spliced from 5 exons. Gene Ontology annotation, biological process: regulation of protein ADP-ribosylation; DNA damage response. Bases 691 to 2193 code for a protein of 500 amino acids. Gene Ontology annotation, molecular function: poly-ADP-D-ribose binding; histone binding.